Molecule: messenger RNA, 3321 nt
Organism: Archocentrus centrarchus (flier cichlid)
Lineage: Eukaryota; Metazoa; Chordata; Actinopteri; Cichliformes; Cichlidae
Gene: tmem169b
Product: transmembrane protein 169b
Exons: 3
Coding region: 183-1085 (300 amino acids)
Source: RefSeq, a predicted model, not a curated record
GCAUCUGUAUGGGCACAAAACACAGCGCUGAAAUGUGUGGGCUCCUGCUCUGUGUCAGGAAGAUUCAGUAAUUUAUUCUCUCUUGGUGCAAGUUCAUCUACACGGUGCUCGUCCAGCGGAUUGAAGGUAACACAUCAAAAACACUAGCCUCAGAGUAAGAGUUAACUGAUGAAUGAGAGAGCAUGGCACAGGUAGAGGAGCCUCAAACUGAGGGGGAAGGCAGCCCCCAGAUGGCCUCCUUAAGGUCUGACGUGUCGGGGAGCCAUGCAGACGAUGGAGAAGCAGGACCCUCCAUGAGGAGGAAGAGGAAGAAGAAGAAAGACCCACGUCCUGAGUCCAUCAUUGUCUACCGGUCUGAAAUGGAGAGGGCACCAGGAGAGGACCAGGGAGGAGAGGAAGUGGCAGAGAGGAGCACUGAGGAGGGAACUAAAUUCCUCUGCACACCCACAGGCGAAGGCUGGAGUCUUCCUCCAGACAGUCGCUAUGUGACCCUGACCGGCACCAUCACCCGUGGAAAGAAGAAGGGUCAAGUGGUGGACAUACACGUCACUUUGACAGAGAAGGAAAUCAGGGAAUUGGCCAAGUCGAGGGAGCGUCUUGAUGCAGAAUGCGAAGCGAGGGAAGGCUCCAAACGUAACUGUAGCUUAGGUGUGUGUCAGGGACCCCAUGUAGUCCUGUGGAGCAUCUCGUGUGCACCCGUGGUUUUUAUCCUCUCCUUCAUUACUUCCUUCUACUAUGGCACCCUCACCUGGUACAAUGUCUUCCUGGUGUACAAUGAGGAACGGACGUUCUGGCACAAGAUUACAGUGUGCCCCUUUCUUAUCAUCUUCUACCCAGUGCUCAUCAUGCCUUUGGCGCUCUCGCUGGCUCUGUACUCUGCUGUGGUGCAGGUGUCCUGGGCCUUCAGUGAGUGGUGGCAGGCAGUGCGAGACCUGGAGAAAGGUUUCUGUGGCUGGGCCUGUGGGAAGCUGGGGCUUGAAGACUGUUCGCCCUACAGCGUAGUGGAGCUGCUUGACUCUGACACUGUUUCUGGCACUCUGCAGAGCAAGGCACCCAGUGAACUUGCCCAAACAUCAUCUGUGUAAAGCAGUGGAUGCUAGGAUCAAGGAACAUAUUGCUGAUGCCGUCAAAGAUGGAAAUUCUUUCAAUAAUUUGAGUGUCAAAAUAAGCACCACCACUCUAUCUUUCUGCUAAUGAAGGGUUUGAGACUUUACUGAAAGCUACAGGAGAAAGAAAAGAACCUUUUGAUUAGAUUUUUUUCUCUAAGUAUUUAAAAGUGUCUCUUUUGGUAAUGAUCACACACUAAACACUGCCUAAGCUGUCCUUUGGUGCUCAACUGCUACCACAGAGCACUAUUGGACUCUAAACAUAAUUAUUAUGGGCCUUUUUUUUUUUUUUUAAUUACAGGUUCAUUACAGCCUCCCACAGAUCACUAAAUAGUAAUUUCUGAACAGCAGUCCCACUCAAAGACCUUUUCAAAUAUACUAGCCUUGGUUUUCACAGCCAAACCGUGGACACUGAUACCCACACAAGCCUGGGAGUUUACACCAACUUUCACUUCAUCUGUAAAUAUCUGUACCUAACUAUAUAUGAUCACUGUGCUGUGACAAUGAUAUCAAAAAUACCCUCAAAAGCAACACUGUUGUGUUUGUAAAGUAAUCAUAAUCAGUUGUAUUUGGAGCUUAACAACUGGAAGAAAAGGGGGCAACUGUCCUGCUGGCACUGGUGCUUGUUUAUUGUGUGUCAGUUGCUGAUUUUAGUAGGAAUACACAUCAAGAGCGUCAUUAUGACCAGAGCAAGAGACAACAGCAUUCUCAUAAAAUCUGACCUUCCCUCCUCUGCCUAUAGCACACAACAUAGCCCUAAGUUACUACCUAACCCAUGAAUCUUUCAUUUUGAGCAACAUAUACACUAUAUGACCAAAAGUAUUGGACAAGACCUCUUAGCCAUGCAGUCUACCUUUAGAAACAUCUGUGAAAGGAUGGACUGUUGUAAAGAGCUCAUUGAAUUUUGGGCAUGGAACUGUAAUAGGAUGUCACUGUUGCAGCAAGUCAGUUUGUGAAAUUUUGUCCCUCCUAGAUAUUCCACAAUCAACUGCAAGUAGAAUUACUGCAAAGUGGAAGUGUUUAGGAACCACUGCAAUUCAACCAGACCACAUGAAGUUACAGAGUGGGUCACCAAGUGCUGAGGGGCAUAGUGCGCUGCAGAACUCCAAACUUUCUCAGCAUUAACAUCGACACACAAACUGUGUGCCAGGAACUUCGUGGUAUGGGUUUCCAUGGCUAAGCAGCUCCUGUAGGUGUAAUGUGUAGGUGGCCCAGUAGUUCUGUCCAUAUAGUGUAUGUUGUUUAGUGUUUAAAAGACAUGAAUUCAUUAUCUUUAACAGCCGGCACUUCCGAUUUUAGCGAACAUACGAGCCUUGGAGUAAAACCUACAUUUGUUGGGGACUGUUCAUACACAUUUGGAGUUGUAGUGACUACUAGUGACUACUAGGAGGAUAAUGCAUCCAAUGUGUGUGGGAGUCCACAAAAACCUAACCUUAUAUCAAUGAGGGAAUAUAUUACAUAAGUGAUGUUUUUAUUAGUGGUAAGAAUUCCAGUGGUAUUUUACUGGUAUUUUAUGGUUAAGCAAAAUGUCAGGUUUUUGCUUAACAGACGAUUCUUAAGCAUUUAAUUUCAAUUUUACUUAUAUAAUCAAACAGUGUGGCUAUCUCUUUGGACCUCCACGAAUUCUUUUUAGCAUAAUCCAUUGCUGAUUAAGAUCUUUUUAAGGCAGUUUUUGAAACUAAAAGUGAUAAUAUGAUCCACACAUGACCCUCUGGGGUAAGAAGAAUUUUAGCCUGUGGGCUCUGUACAUAAUCAAAGUAAUCAAUCAAGGUAUUUAAACAAUGCAUGCAGACUGAGAGGAAGGGAGAUCGAGCCCCCUUUUUUGCCUCCAGCUCCUAUAGAGGGUUAAUUCAGCCGUGACCAUAUUGAGAACAAGCUGACAUAUUAUGCUUUUUUCAUUGUCAUGUUAUCUAUCAUAUGUUGAACAGCAUUAAAUCAGAUAUUUGUGUUGUAUUCACUGUUUUGGUUUGCACACAAACAAAAUGAAGUUUUUUGUGAUUUUCCAGCUGAAGAAAUCCCGUUACAUUUCCAUGUUCACAUAUUUUAUGUCACUUCCAUUUGUUUUCUAUAUUUAAGCCUAGUAUACUUUCUGAAGAUGUUCUAGCUACGUGUUUUUAUACUUCGGCACUUUGAGAUACCUGUACUGUAAACAACUAUCAUAAAACCGAUUGAAAUUCAAGUGAGAUUGGAUUAAAAUAACCAGAUGGUUUAAAUA